CCGGACUACCACUCCCGACGGGCCCCGCGGACCACAGCACCACUCCCGACGGGCCCCGCGGUGCCGGACCACUACUCCCGACGGGCCCGGCGGUGCUGGACUAACACUCGUAACGGGCCCCGCCGCGCGGGACUAGAAGAUGCUGGUGGCGGCGGCCGCCGAACGGAACAAGGAACCCAUCCUGCGCGUGCUGCAGCAGUACGUGGACCCGGCCCAGCGCGGCGUCCGCGUGCUCGAGGUGGCCUCGGGCUCUGGCCAGCACACGGCCCACUUCGCGCGGGCCUUUCCCCACGCCGAGUGGCAGCCGUCCGACGUGGACCAGCGCUGCCUGGACAGCAUCUUGGCCACCACUCAGGCCCAGGGACUGCCCAACGUGAAGGCCCCGCUGUACCUGGACGUGAGGUGGGAUUGGGAGCAGUGGGGCGGGAUCCUGCCGCAAUCUUUGGACCUGCUACUCUGCAUCAACAUGAGCCACAUCAGCCCCCUGAGCUGCACCGAGGGGCUCUUCAGAGCAGCAGGACACCUGCUCAAACGCAAGGCGCUCCUCAUCACCUAUGGGCCCUAUGCCAUCAAUGGGAAGAUUUCUCCCCAGAGUAACGUGGACUUUGACCUCACCCUCAGACGCAGGAACCCAGAGUGGGGGCUGCGGGACACGGCCCUUCUGGAGAACCUGGGCCAGGCCAGCCAGCUGUUCCUGGAGAGGAUGGUGGACAUGCCAGCCAACAACAAGUGCCUCAUUUUCCGGAAAGAGUAAACCCCUUCUCCGCCAUGCCUGUGUCCCUGGGACAAACCCAGAUCACCAGCCCCUACCACCCUGGGCCAGACUAUGGGGACUGGCCCUCCCCAGACUGGGGAUUCUUAGCUAGUGGCCACAGGGCUGCUAAGAGCCUGGGAAUAAAGUGUUUCCUGCUGUCCCAUU
This is a messenger RNA of Orcinus orca (killer whale), 919 nucleotides long. It is a transcript of the gene METTL26, whose product is annotated as methyltransferase like 26. The transcript has 6 exons. Bases 140 to 754 code for a protein of 204 amino acids. NCBI's taxonomy places the organism in Eukaryota, Metazoa, Chordata, Mammalia, Artiodactyla, Delphinidae. The record is from RefSeq and is a predicted model, not a curated record.